AUGGAGCAAGGACGGCCGCUUGUCAGGCGAACGCCCACUGCGACUGCCCAUGUUGGAGGAUACUAUAGUGCUCGGUUGAGGAAUCUCAUGAAGAAGAGACAGUAUGUCAUCACGAUGUUGGACGGGGGUCCUGUAGAAGAUUAUUUUGUGGAUCUAUUGGACCAGUGGAAGAUUGGCGAGAACGGUGCCAAGAAUGCACCACCAGGAAGCGAAUUGUUCAAUAGUAUCGUCGAAUUUAUGGACGCGAGAGCCCGUGAACUCCUAGAACUAAUGGAUGGCGUCGCGACUCUCCAUUCUGUCGUCACUGUUCCUCCUGGACCCACCCCCACCUCGUCGGACGACUCGCCUGCAGAAACUCCCGAGCCCACAGAGGAACCUGGUAUUGAGGACGGUGUUCCUGUGGACGGUGAACUCCCGCCUGUCGAGGAGGACUCGGAGGAGCUUCCGGAAAUUGAGGAGACGCAGACGGAGAGUGCCCCAGAGCCAGAGUCCACAUCCAACUCACCUCUCCCCGAAACUGAACCUGAGGCCGAACCUGAGGCCGAAGCCUCUGAAGUUCCUAGAGCGACUUCUGAACCCCUCGACGAUAUUCCUGUGCAGACCCCGCCUGCUCCUGCUCCAAGUCCAGCGGGAGGCAGGUCUGGCUCGAUUCCUCAAGCCCCCGUCGUGACUGUUAUUCCCCAACCCAACCCCGACAUCGUUAUUCUCGCCUCUGAGGGAAGAACAGAAACGAGGACGCUCGCUACUCCACCGCCUGGUGCUACCCCAGCUCCCCAACCCACGCCUGUUGCGGGAGGUGACGAAGGCCGACCUCGUGUUCAGACCCUCACGGUCAUCAGUGGAACUGAGACGAGGACCAUUAUAGCCGAACUCGCGCAGAUUACCUCGGCUGGUGAAUUCGAGCAGGACUGA
This is a messenger RNA of Coprinopsis cinerea okayama7#130, 912 nucleotides long. RefSeq lists its product as hypothetical. The coding region runs from base 1 to 912 and encodes 303 amino acids. The record is from RefSeq and is a predicted model, not a curated record. Lineage: Eukaryota; Fungi; Basidiomycota; Agaricomycetes; Agaricales; Psathyrellaceae. The transcript is spliced from 6 exons.